AUGUAUGAAGAAGAAUCAAGCUUCGGAAUAGUCCCAAUAACAGUCGAACAAUCGCUGACAAUUACUAGAAUAGCGUUACCUCUAAAUGUGUUAUCAAUAUUAGCAUCUUCAAUCGGAUGUUUGGUAUUUAUAUUUAUAAGAAUCUCUUAUCCUCGAUUGGCUGACCGAGUGAUAUUUCGAUUAGCUUUUGCUGCAAUGUUGUCAGAUAUUUCUUAUUCGUCAUUUCAAGUAUUGAACUUGGUUGUGACAACCCCUGGUACAUUAUGUAUUUUAUCAACCUGGGGAUGGGUAUUUACUACUCUCAUUUCGGUUUUCUUUAUUGAUUGUAUUGCUAUAAACUUACAAGUUAUUUUUCUACACGAAUAUGAAGGUCGACGUGAUUUAGAAAAAUACUAUUUUAUACUUCCAAGUGUGUUUGCUUUGACUUUAUCCUUACUUCCAUUGACACGAGAUAUGUACGGUUUUGAUAUACCUGAACAGAUUUGCUGGUAUCGUUAUUCCGGAACAACAUUAAGUAUUGUAUGGCAAUGGUCAACUUUGUUUAUUUGGCAACAAAUUUCUGUGUUAUAUUGUAUCAUAAUACUGUUCGCCGUCACUUUAAAAUUACGUUAUGCGUCUUCGCAAUUUAAUGAAGCGCUUAAAGAGAAUGACAAAAGGAUAAACGACGCUCAAGAUAACAAUAACGCUAAAUCAGCAACAUUAGCAAAAACUAGCACUAAUGUUUUAUUAAAAAGAGGUACACUUAUAACAUCGGUGAUUAGAAAGGUGUUGUGGUUUCCAGUCGUUCCUCUGAUCAGUCAAACUCCAACUUUCUUGGCUGAAACCGAUAUGUAUUUUAGUAAGAGCAUUAAAUAUGAACUAUUACUGUUUGGUUUUGUUGCUGCUUCGAUUCAAGAUUCAAUUGAACUUGAUAUGAUGGUAUUAAACAUUAAUGACGAGAAUGACGAUGACAAUAACGAAAUAAUCACCAAUAAAAAGCCAACAACAACAAAUAAUAUUAGUAAUGAGAUAGAUCAACAAGAUCAAGAGCGAUUUUCAUCAUCCAAUUUAUCUAAUCCACUUUUAAUUCCAAAGCCAUCCUUAGUUGAAACAUUAAAAUACCAUUUGUUAAUUCGUCUAUUUGAUCAACCAAAAAAUCUUGACGAAUUUGUUAUUAGCUUCGUGCAAACAUCAACAACAUCAACCGUCAAUAACAAUUUAAAAAACACUUAUUCAGAAAGAGGCAAUGUCGAAAUAAUAAAUUUAAAAAAAACAAGAAAAUCAUUAAGCAUAGAAAUUCCAUCUUCUUCAGACUCGAUAAAUAACAAUCAUGAUGUUGCAGUCACUGGACAACCACAAGAAGAAGAACAAAACAAAAAGAACGAAGAAAAAGAAAACGCCAAUCCUACCAAGAUAAUAAAUUCUAAUAAUAACAAUGAUAAUGGUGAUGAUGAUGGUGAUGAUGAUAUAAUAACAAAUAAAUCUUUCUCGCACUUAAAUCAUAAUAAAAAUACAUCAAAUUCAAUAAGCUCAAUCAAUUCGUCUAUUUAUAGUAGUUGUUAUAGUGGUAAUAGUAUAAGAGGUUCAAAUAAACCCGUCAACGAAACCAAUAAUGAUAAUGAUAAUAUUCAUAUUCAAUUUACGGCAGUAAAUGAAAAUACUAAUUAUGAUGGAGUAACUAUUAUUAAUAUUGAUAAAGUUGAAGAUAUUGUUGAAAAUAAUAAUAAUAAAGAAAAAGAAGAUAACGAUGAUGAUGGUGAUGAUAGUAAAAUUAAUGAAAUUAUAGAAACUAUAAGUAAUUCUCGUAAUGAGGAUAAUAUUAAUAAGGUUAAUCUAAAUAACAAUACCCAUGACAGCAAUAAUAUCGAUAUAUGA
Messenger RNA from Entrophospora candida, 1854 nucleotides. NCBI's taxonomy places the organism in Eukaryota, Fungi, Glomeromycota, Glomeromycetes, Entrophosporales, Entrophosporaceae. The record is from the annotation of a GenBank genome assembly.